GAAGUGCUUUGAAAUAAACAAAUACCACCAAAACAAAUUGUGAAAUCGCUGAGAGUACAAUUGUUUUCUGUCAGAAAAGCGGGAAAUUUAAUUUAAGUGAUGGAUAUUUCUUCAAAGAAAAGAAUGAAGACUGUCAUUCCAACUAUUAUAGUAGAAGAUCAUAAUGAAGUCUUAUAUCACAUAUAUCGAGCAAUAGGUUCAAAGAAGUUAAAAUUUGAUGGUGGUAUGAUGAUCCAUUUUGAUUCACACCCAGAUCUUGUUAUUCCUAAAACAAUAGACCUUGAAAGAAUUUUGGACAAAGAUUAUCUUUUAAAUUCUCUAAGCAUUGAAAAUUGGAUCAUGCCAUCUGUGUAUGCAGGUCAUUUUAAUACUUUAUUAUGGAUGAAACCAGUAUGGGCUACUCAAUUGGAAGAUGGAUUGUACAACUUUAAAAUUGGCCAGGAAAAACAGUCUAAGGAAAUGAAAGUAACCUGCACAGAAUCUUAUUUCGUGAGUGAGCUCUCUUGGUGCCCCGAAAAAGACCUCCAAGACGGGGCACGUGAUGUCACCCUCCAAGUCUGUACCCUAGGCUCGCCCCUGGAAAAAUCUGCGGCUGCUGAGAGCAAACCUACAGAAAAAGCCGUCAAGAGAUUUGUUGUGGACGAGCUGAGCCACCAUGUUAAAGAAAAAUUGGAGAAAGAACCCUUUGUGUUGGAUAUCGAUCUAGAUUUCUACUCAACAAGGAACCCUUUCCUUCCUAUGUUCUCAUCAGAACAGUUCGAUUUCUUAAGAAAACUCUACCAUUAUGAACAUCCAAAAGAAACAGACGAAAAAAAUCUCACAGAUGUUACAAACAAAAGACGAGAGCAACUGUCCGAAUUGAAGUCCAUCUUCCAAUGUGUUCGUGAUGGUCAACCCUUAAAACAGACCGCACGAUUAUCGGAGGUUCAACCACUUUUAGAUACGUUCCCAGAUGGACGUCCUCCGGAUCCGGACAUUCUCAAUGACGCUGGUUGUACCUGUGAUGAUUGUGAUUUACCUCAUCAUGUCUCUUCAAAGGAAGAGGUGCGCCAUCUAGUGAACGUUACAAAAGAAUUUUUACUUUAUCUUCCCAAACCAGCCAUAAUUACAAUAGCCAGAUCUAGCCGUGAUGAUUACUGCCCACCGGAAGAUGUUGAUUUCAUCCAAGAUCUUGUUCUUGAGAUGUUAGGAAAUAUUUAUGGGAACAUCGAGAUCACCAGAGAUUAUGAAACAGAUGAAGAUAUUGAUCCUCACGAGCACUCUUAAUUAAAGAAUCGAGGAAAUUAUCCUCAUCUGCAUUCGUGGUAAUUUUUAUUACCACUUAUCUUCUUUAACUCGCCAAUAACCUUCAAGUUCACUAGUACACUUACGACGAGGCACAUAUUUUUAUAACAUUAUCUUCAGUAAAAAUAUUUGUAACCGUUUUUCCCACUUGUUUUUAGGUUGUUAGUACUAAACGAUACGAAAUUAUUUUUUGUAUUCAUGUUUACUUUAUAUUAUAUUUUUAGCUCGAUAAAAAAUAAUGUAAAAUAAUGCCCCAAUAAUUUUAUAAUUUGU
Molecule: messenger RNA, 1557 nt
Organism: Parasteatoda tepidariorum (common house spider)
Lineage: Eukaryota; Metazoa; Arthropoda; Arachnida; Araneae; Theridiidae
Source: RefSeq, a predicted model, not a curated record